This is a messenger RNA of Alnus glutinosa, 1059 nucleotides long. Its product is annotated as protein N-terminal glutamine amidohydrolase. The transcript is spliced from 6 exons. Gene Ontology annotation, cellular component: cytosol; nucleus. The record is from RefSeq and is a predicted model, not a curated record. Bases 373 to 921 code for a protein of 182 amino acids. Lineage: Eukaryota; Viridiplantae; Streptophyta; Magnoliopsida; Fagales; Betulaceae. Gene Ontology annotation, molecular function: protein-N-terminal asparagine amidohydrolase activity; protein-N-terminal glutamine amidohydrolase activity.
AAGUAUGUGAGUGAGAGAGCAUUUAUCGGUCGGGGAAUACAAACAGACGGCAUUUUGAGAACCCAAAACGGUGUCGUAUCCUGUUUGGGGAUUUCUUUUUCCGUAACAAAAACAUCGUGGCGGCCAUCGAUGAAUGAUUGAAGAGCUGAGUUUGAUCAAAUAAACAAGACUUUGAUUGCGUCGAAGAGGAGGAGGAAGGCUGCAACGUUCAAGUGUUUGUUUAGGGACCGAAAGUGGGGGCUAGAACAGCGAUGACGACCUUAACGCCCGAAAUAAGCAGUUUGGACAUUUCUGAGUUCCAUCACACUCCUUUUUACUGUGAGGAGAAUGUAUUCUUUCUUUGCAAGAAAUUAUGCACCAGUGGAAUAGCAGAUGCGAGGGGAUCUGAUCUUUUUGUUGCUUUCAUUUCCAACGAGAAGAAACAGGCAUACUCCAUUGUGGCAUCAAAAGGCCAGCAAAAGGGCAGGCGGGGUUAUUCUCUGGGACUAUCAUGUGAUUUGCAUUCAGAAAAGAAGAAAAGGUGACACUCCUUGGUUAGUGUGGGAUUUAGAUUCAAGUCUUCCAUUUCCUUCUCCUUUAACGUCCUAUGUGUCAGAAACUAUCCGGCCAUCGUUUGAGCUCUUUUCUGAGUAUCAGAGGUUUUUCCGGAUUGUGCAUGCUCCAAUGUUUCUUCGAUGCUUUGCAUCUGAUAGAAGGCACAUGAAAGAUUCUGUUGGGAACUGGACUGCUGAACCUCCUGCAUAUGAACCCAUAAUUGCUGAAGAUGGAGCUGUGCACAACUUGAAUGAGUACAAUGAGAUCUGUGCUGCAGAUGUCAUGACAAAUGCAGGAAGCGACUUGAUCAAUGCGGUCUUCACCCAGAAACUUGGUGUGGUGGCAAACGAAGGUCAGCUGGAGGAUUUCUUUUCUCAAAUCCCUUGAUGUAUGGGUGAAUCUCUUACCACCUAUAACUCACAUGUAAUGCUUUUUUCUUUGUCAAAGUAUAUAUAAAUCACAUGUAAUGCUAGUUUCCUUUGUUUUAGAAGGAAAGAAAGAAUAUAUGGGAUCAAUUUGCCAGCA